Molecule: messenger RNA, 1717 nt
Organism: Cryptococcus deneoformans JEC21
Lineage: Eukaryota; Fungi; Basidiomycota; Tremellomycetes; Tremellales; Cryptococcaceae
Product: GDP-mannose transporter, putative
Exons: 6
Coding region: 30-1292 (420 amino acids)
Biological process (GO): transmembrane transport
Cellular component (GO): Golgi apparatus
Molecular function (GO): antiporter activity; GDP-mannose transmembrane transporter activity
Source: RefSeq, a predicted model, not a curated record
UUUUCUUCUCCUCUAUCCACGCCCAAGCCAUGGCCUCCUACACCCCCUCCUCUUCCCGCCCACACACCCCUCUGGGUCUCUCUCCUAGAGGCUCGUAUACCAACCUCGCCUCUGCCGCGUACGACGCGUCUUCCCCCGGAGGACAUGGUGCGAAGGAUGAGAAGGAGAGGCUGAGGGCAGAGCGUGAAGUACAGGAGGCGUUGUUGAAAGCACAGGACGGUGUGGAAAAGGCCAAGAAGGAGGAGGUAUGCAUGCCCGCGAGCACUACUGUACUGCCGAUCCUGAGCUACUGUGUUGCAUCGAUUAUGAUGACCGUUGUGAACAAGUUUGUGGUAUCUGGUCGACAGUUUACAAUGACGUUUUUGCUCCUUGCUAUACAAUCGUUCGUCUGUGUUGCGUGUGUAUGGCUCGCCAAGCGCAUAGGCGUCAUCAACUUCCGUGACUGGGACAUGAACGAUGCCAAAGCGUGGUUCCCAGUGUCGUCCCUUCUCGUCGCCGUGAUUUACACUGGUUCUAAAUCGCUCCAGUUCCUCUCAAUCCCUGUCUACACAAUCUUCAAGAACCUUACCAUCAUCCUCAUCGCCUAUGGCGAAGUCAUUUGGUUUGGCGGGCACGUCACUCCUCUCACUCUUUGUUCAUUCUUUCUCAUGGUCGGUUCGUCCGUCAUCGCUGCAUGGGCCGACAUCUCCACCACCCUGUCAAAAUUAUCAGCCGGUGUCGCCGUUGUGGACCCCAUCUCUGGCGCCGAUGUUCCCCUUUCAAGUAUUAGCGUGAUGGAUACGAUGAACGUGGGUUACUUGUGGAUGUUUAUCAACUGCUUGGCAUCGGCCGGCUAUGUCCUUUUUAUGAGGAAACGUAUCAAGGUGACUGGAUUCAAAGACUGGGAUUCAAUGUUUUACAACAACUUGCUUUCCAUCCCUGUUUUGUUUGUCUUUUCUCUCAUCAUCGAAGACUGGGGUGCUGCCUCUUUCUCCCGCAACUUCCCUGAAGAAGGCCGAGCCUUCCUUCUCUCCGCUAUCGCCUUUUCCGGCGCCGCCGCCGUCUUUAUCUCUUACUCCACCGCCUGGUGCGUCCGUAUCUGCGGCGCGACGACAUACUCCCUCGUCGGCGCUCUGAACAAGCUCCCCGUCGCGGCUAGCGGGAUCUUGUUCUUUGGGGACCCGGUUAACUUUGGGAAUGUGAGCGCUAUUCUGGUUGGAGGCGUAAGUGGGAUUGUUUAUGCGGUGGCCAAGACGAAUCAGGCAAAGGUGGAAAAGUCAAAGCAGGCGAGAGGGGGAGAAAGCAAGGCGUAAUCUAAUGUUUGUGGUGUGUGGUACUUUUUCUUUUUUUUCUGUAAAUGGGAUUGGAAUAUGAAGGGAAAUGUGGAUAGCUAGGCUUUUUUUGGGGGUUAUGGGCUGGUAUAACAUCUUCAUAUUGAAAUAAAGGGUAUCAGGCAGUCAUCAUAUUUAUUUCUACAGCGUGUAUACGUGUAAUUUUUCAGAUAUGGUUUUGUUUUUAUUUCAUACAUGUUACGAUGAAACCCAAUGAUUAGAAGGGGUGGAGAAAAGAAGAGCAAAAUCUGGUCGUCUCUCUCAUCCCUCUCCCUACAUCUGAAAUCUUCAGAUGACUCAUAUAAGUAAAAAAAAAUAUAUACUGUAGUAUUCCUAAUAAUCCAAACUAUUCAAACCCCGCUUACCGCCUCGCAGCACCCCGAGCCCCAAACAUACCUCUCGCCAUU